This is a messenger RNA of Tinamus guttatus (white-throated tinamou), 2055 nucleotides long. Lineage: Eukaryota; Metazoa; Chordata; Aves; Tinamiformes; Tinamidae. The record is from RefSeq and is a predicted model, not a curated record.
AUGGGUGACCCGGGCAGCAAGAACAAAUGUGUGGUGUCUCAUUCUUUAUUUGUAUGUUCCUAGCAGAAAGAGCUCACAUCAAAUAAAAGAGAUGAGUUUGAAGACAUCUUGGAGGAAAGACGGGUCUCCAGUGACUUGAGAUAUGCAAUGAAAUGCUAUACACCCGUGUUAUACAAAGAGCUUUCACCGUGCAAACCACAUGUAAUUAAAAGUGCUGUUCUCCAGUCAGAGCAAGUUCAAUAUGUCAUCAAGCAGUUAGCAAAAGAGACAGGAGAGUCACCUGAUAUUAUUCAAGAAGAAGCCAUGGAAAUUCUGGAUGAGAUGGGCCACAAUAUGCAAUUAGGAGCAGUCAGAUUCUUUGCCUUUACUCUGAGCAAAAUAUUUAAGCGGCUUUUUCAGAGAGUUUGUGUGAAUGAAGAAGGAAUGCAGAGAUUGCAACAAGCCAUUCAAGAGCAUCCUGUUGUACUCCUGCCCAGUCACCGAAGCUACAUAGAUUUUUUGAUGCUGUCUUAUUUGCUAUAUACAUACGACUUGGCUCUGCCUGUCAUUGCUGCGGGAAUAGAUUUCCUAGGAAUGAAAAUAGUUGGUGAGCUGCUGCGAAGGGGAGGCGCCUUUUUUAUGCGACGUUCCUUCAGUGGGAACAGACUCUAUUGGACUGUUUUUGCUGAAUAUGUAAAAACGAUGCUAAGGAAUGGCUAUGCCCCGAUUGAAUUUUUUCUUGAAGGGACUAGAAGUCGCACUGCCAAGACUCUAACUCCAAAGUUUGGUCUUCUCAGUAUUGUGAUGGAGCCAUUUUUUAAAGGUGAAGUCUUUGACACGUACCUCGUUCCCAUCAGCAUCAGCUAUGAGAGGAUUUUAGAAGAAUCUCUUUAUGCAUGUGAACUUCUAGGAGUCCCAAAGCCCAAAGAAUCUACAUCUGGCUUGUUGAAAGCCAGAAGAAUCCUCAGUGACAAUUUUGGGACGAUACAUGUUUACAUUGGCCAGCCAGUGUCACUCAGAACCUUAGCAUCUGGGAGGAUCAAUCGAUGCCCCUAUAAUUUGGUUCCCAGGCAUCUGCCCCAGAAGCCAUCUGAGGAUAUCCAAGAAUUUGUCGGCGAUGUAGCUUAUAAAAUGGAGCUCAUGCAAAUAGAAAACAUGGUUUUGAGCCCGUGGGUGCUUGUUGCAGCUGUUCUGCUCCAGAAUUUGCCAGCCAUGGAUUUUGAGCUUCUAAUAGAAAAGACCCUUUGGCUUAAAGGCUUAGCACAGUCUUUUGGAGGAUUCAUUGAGUGGCCUGAUAACCUGUGUGCCAGGAAAGCAGUCACAUCCGGCCUGGCCCUGCAUUCCAACAUCGCUCGCCUUGUCGAUGGCCAUGUGGUCCUGAACGACACAGGAGCAGAAGAUGGGGCUGUGGGGGACUUUGUCUUCAAGCGAGCCCUGGCCAUCCUCAUGUGUGCGACCUACAGGAACCAGCUGCUGAACGUGUUUGUGCGCCCGUCUCUGGUGGCAGUGGCCCUGCAGAUGACACGCAGCUUCCGAAAAGAGGAAGUCUAUAGCUUCUUCAGCUUCUUGAGAGAUAUUUUUUCUGAUGAGUUCAUCUUCUUUCCUGGCAUUUCACUGAAGGAUUUUGAAGAAGGAUGUUUUCUGCUUACAAAAUGUGAUGCAGUUCAAACAACCCAACAAGAAAUCUACCCUACUGACAAAGGAAGUGUUGUAAUAUCUUUCUUAUCAGCUAUGUUCAGACCCUUUCUGGAAGGUUAUCAGUUAAUUUUCAGGUACCUCUCAAAGGAAGCAAAAGAAGCGUUUUCGGAGAAGCAGUUUAUAACUGGAGUCCGCAACUUCAUUUUUCAGCUGCUUGAGAAGGGGCAUACUCAGUGUUAUGAAGCACUGUCUUGUGACAUCCAGAAAAAUGCUUUGGCAACUCUUGUGCAACUCGGUGCAGCAAAGAAGAAGAAAAUGACCAGUGGAUUCUCUUACAGUAUAAAUCAAGAGGCUGUUAAUAAAAUUCUGGACAUGUUUGAUUCUCGGAUACCUGCACAGAAACCUGUGGUUGCAAGAUUGUGAGAGGUCUGGAUGCCG